CUGCGACCAGCCGGCGCCAAGUCCUUGCGAACCUGGAACCCUUCUGCGGCCAUGCCAAAAAUACCUCCCCGUCUGCCCGAGGUCCAAUGAUUUAUAUAGUACAUCCUAUACUUGCCUUAGCUGAACGUUCGAGCUCUUCCCUCCCACAAUGUCACUCUCUGUAUCAGACCUCACAGCCGUCGCCGAUAAUCUUUUCUCCGACAUUGCCAAUAACUCCCCGUCUAUACGCCUCUUGGCACAUUUUUCUCAGCACCAUACGGUCACCAUACAACAUUCCUUCGCUGACUGUAAAACCCCCGAGGCCUAUCGAUUCACGGGGCUGAACGCCGUUCGGUCAUACUUUGAUCUGCUCGCCACCCAUUACGAGCGCUCUGCGAUGGAAAAGCACUCAAUGAGAAUGUUGCCGCACGCCAGGCGCGUCAUUCUCCUCGGGAGCGUGCAUUGGACGUGGAGGUCGAGUCGGAGGGGGUGGACGGAGGACUUUGAGUGCACCAUAGACUUCGAUGACAAUCUCAAGGUGAUAUCCUUUGUUAUGCUCACGACCUCGAGUCCCUCGACGUGCGUUAUGCGGGCCGUGGAUCCCGGUCCGCCAGAUAUCAUUGGAUGUUCGCGAAGGAGGAAAAGAUUUGACAUGUGGAUGUGACUUGUCCAAUUGUUUCUACCUCGCCAUUCCCCGCCGUCAAUAUCGGAUAUGCUUUCGUCAUUCUUUUCAAUUAUCCUUCACGCCGUCCUCGUCUCCCCGCUGU
Guyanagaster necrorhizus is the source of this 746-nucleotide messenger RNA. RefSeq lists its product as uncharacterized. Bases 149 to 643 code for a protein of 164 amino acids. The transcript has 2 exons. NCBI's taxonomy places the organism in Eukaryota, Fungi, Basidiomycota, Agaricomycetes, Agaricales, Physalacriaceae. The record is from RefSeq and is a predicted model, not a curated record.